GCGUCCGGCCGGGCCGGCUGCCGUUACCGCCCGCGGCGGCAGGCAGCUCGCGGGGCGCGCCCCCCGGCCGGUGAGUCCCGCCCCAGCACCCCGUGCUGCACUGCUGGGCCCGGGCGGCGGGCUGCCGGCCCGGCUGGUCUCCGGGGCCCACGGGGGAGGGGGCGGCCCGGCUGCAGGAGCUGCUGCCGCCGCGGCCGGCGUCUUCCGGGCACAGGCGAGAGGGAGCCGCGCUGAGCCGCGGGAGCUCAGGGGGUUGCAGCCGCACGCGCGGAGCUGCCCCGCGGGGGUGCUCAGCCUGCAGCACGUCGCCUUUCACCUCGGGCUUGUCACUGGGAGGGCUGUGACCAGCAUGGAAGCCUGAACCUACCUGCAGCUUGAGCUCCCAGCUGCUCCCUCCCACCCACCCGUGGCAGGAGUCCAUCCACCAGCAGCUUUAAGAACUCACUCUUGCAACACAUUCAUCAUUUUUGACAGCCCUGUGAAAGGAGACUGCUGAUAUGAAGAAAGAAAGAGAAGUAUGAUGGAUUCAAAAGAUUUUGUCCUGACAAAUUCAAAGCAAAAUACAAGUCAUCACAUGGCAAAAGUUAGCUCGGGGAAAUAUUACUUCUGUGGAUAUUGUGCAGCUUUUACCAAUAUAGCAAUUACCUUUCCCAUCCAGAAAGUCCUUUUUCGACAGCAGCUGUAUGGAGUGAGAACAAGGGAUGCAGUAUGUCAACUACGAAAAGAUGGCUUUCGAAAUCUGUACCGUGGAAUCCUUCCACCGUUAAUGCAAAAAACUACAACUCUGGCACUGAUGUUUGGCUUGUAUCAGGAUUUCUCCUCUCUGCUCCAGAGACACACAAGUGCACCUGAACUUGUGACUUGCAGUGUGGCAGCUGUGCUUGCAGGGACCACAGAAGCUGCUCUUACACCCUUUGAGCGGGUCCAGACAUUGCUUCAGGACUACAAACAUCAUGACAGAUUUACAAACACUUUCCAGGCUUUCAAGGUACUAAAAGAUUAUGGGAUUAGGGAAUAUUAUCGGGGGUUGAUACCUAUUCUGCUCCGAAAUGGGCCUAGUAAUGCACUCUUCUUUGGCUUGCGGGGACCUAUCAAGCAAUGUCUACCUGAAGCAUCUACUUACAGUACUCAUUUGUUCAAUGAUUUCAUUUGUGGAGGAUUGUUGGGUGCCAUGCUCGGGUUCUUAUUUUUCCCAAUGAAUGUUGUAAAAGCUCGCAUGCAGUCACAAAUUGGUGGGGAAUUUCAGUCUUUCCCAAAAGUAUUUAUGAAGAUCUGGCUGGAACGUGAUAAAAAACUGACUCAUCUUUUCAGAGGAGCCCAUCUCAAUUAUUAUCGCUCCAUCUUAUCUUGGGGCAUAAUCAAUGCGACAUACGAACUUUUACUAAAGUUGUUAUAACAAAAAAAGUUCCUGUAUGAAGUCCCUCUGCUGUUGGGUAUUGGCGCAUUGAAGUCGCUUAUUUCCUGGGAGCAAUUGGUUAAAUGGAACUUUUCCAUGAAUAACAUUGAGCACCAUGAAAUCUGGUGAGUUUAUUUGCAAAAUGGUGCUUAUACUUCAGUGGGGAGAUAAGCGAUUUUACUAGUGCCUGCUUAACUUUAAAGAUAAUUACAGUCUUAUUAAUGGCCUUCAAUAUUUAUGGGAGGAUUGUUGGCAAUAUGUCUAGAUUUUAAUCUAAGAAAAACAAGUUUGCUGAAACGCAUUCUUGAAUUAUUUGGAUGUUGGAAGAUUAAAUUUACAUGUACUUGAAACUAAAUUAAACAUUUUGCCUGCUAUUUGUCUGGUCUAGCAGCUUACUCCAGAUCACCCCCCACAACUUUUAACACUCCUGGUGAUCAAAAAAUAUGCUUUAUUGUGCAAUAUGAAAGUCAGGGAUGCUUAGACAAGCUAUUGUUCCUGCUUGAUAAACUUCAAAGGGAUGCUGUAAGAGGACUCCAGACUCCCAUGCUAUUUUGGGUUUCCAAGAUAGCUUUACAGUUUGAAACCAGACUGCCAACUUCUAAUGAGAGUGGUUCUCUCUCAUUUUAAACUGUAAGAUGCAACAAAGCCUAUGUGAAUAUUUGCCAGUUGGCUUUUGCUUACUGUUUUUAAUAAGAAUGUCAAUUUAUCAAGCUACCUAAGGUUAGCAGUGAAUUUUCAAUAUCAGUUUAAAUUGGCCAAAUACAGAAUAUGGUCGUAUGUGUGAAAAAGAAAUGGUGAGAGGAAUGAGACAGUAAUUUAUCUAAAGCUUUAAAGUGACCUUCCUACGUAAAAUAUCAUGUAUUUGGGAAUGUAGAACACCUGUGGAUUGUCUGGUUUUGUUUUUGGGUGUUUUUUUUUGCCUUUUUGUACAGCUUAGUUUCUUUUGGAAACGGGUAUGGUGCCAGAAAAAAGACAUGGCUUCUGUAACAUAAACACUUACAGAAAUAGUACAACUUCCAUGGUUUGCAAAUUACUUUGUAAACAUUUUUUUUUAAAUUAAAAUAUCUAUUGUCCUUUUGCAGAUAUUUUGUGCAUUUCAUCUGGGACUGUAGCAUGAUUGAUCUCUCUCUGGUAUUUUUAGCCAAAAUGUUCUGUACCAUCUGUCAUGUGUAUUGUGAACAGUGCUGUAAAACAAGUAUACAUCAGCAUCAACAGAAGUGAAAUUUCUGGGUAUAACUAUUGCCUUAUGCAGGAUGCAGGGUAUAUUGGAGUAGUAAAAGAGGUGCUCAAAUUAUGGUGAAGAGGACCAUAAAGGCACCUAAUAGGAAGGAGGCAAUGUUUGAAGAAGCCUUUCUGGGUAUCAUUUGAGGCUUCUGUGGUCAUUCACUCAUGUUGACAUACACUCAUGUAAACAUUAGAAGUGUUGUCUGUAGACUUGGUAUUCAGAUAGAGAAGACUUUAAAGUCUUGGAGAAAGGAAAGGAGAAGACUGAGCAAGAAAGUAAAUAUGACUACAAAACUAGUGGUCAUCUUUAUCAAAAGUGACAGCCUUUUUUUUUUUUUUUUUACACAAGACAUUUAUAAAAUUUUCAUAUUUGCGGUAUGCAAGAAAGCUUUCAGAAACUGGUCUGUAUGGAUUUUUCCAUAUAUUUUGAGUGGAUAAAACUUUUUUUUGUUUGUUUAACUUUAUUUAAGCUUUCAGAUGCUUAUGACUUAUUUUUUACCUCAUUUCAAUCGUUCAUUUGAUAUACCCGUCCCCAGUGAUUGACCCCAAACAGUAUGUCCAUUUUCUUUAUAAUCAUAUAGUACUUAAUUUCACACUCAUAUAGCCAAGCACAAACAAAACAGAUUUGUUUGAUAUUUUGAAUAUUGUGAUUCUUGGCAUUUAAAUGUCUGUUGAAUGUUUCUUGCUGGUAGAAUCUGAUUUUACCAGUAUUUUUUUGUAACCUUUCCUUGAUGGAAUAAAACAAAAAUAAAUCCUG
Molecule: messenger RNA, 3377 nt
Organism: Alligator mississippiensis (American alligator)
Lineage: Eukaryota; Metazoa; Chordata; Crocodylia; Alligatoridae
Gene: SLC25A51
Product: solute carrier family 25 member 51
Exons: 3
Coding region: 518-1396 (292 amino acids)
Source: RefSeq, a predicted model, not a curated record